AUAUCACCAGGAAAGGCAGCAAACCGUACUGCUUCACAAUAUAACAAUAAUUACAAUGUAACAGACAAUUUUCAAGAGAUAAAACCUAUUUUUAAGAAUUAUUGGAAUUAUGUGGCGCGAGAUGAUGCUACGAAAUCCUGUGCAGUGAGCGAAGAGAACUUCUUAGACGAUCUUUUAAGUUUUUUUGCUGCUAUUGUAAAUAAUAUUACGGAAAUGACAUCCUUUACUAUGCUUAUGCUGGCCACGCAUACAGAUGUACAAGAAAAACUGCGGCAGGAAAUAUCAGCCACAUUCAAUAAUGAUAAGGUUGAUGCCCGACGACUCUUUGGCAUGCAAUAUUUUUAUAUGGUGUUUCAAGAGACUUUAAGAUUGUUUCCUAUAUCACCUGUCAUUAUGCGUCAACUUACAGGAGAUAUAGAACUUGAAUCGUGUACUUUGCCGGAGGGAUGUUACAUUAUGAUUCCAAUAUUUUCUAUUCAUCGUAAUCCUGAGUACUGGCAUAAGCCGUUGGAAUUUAUUCCUGAACGAUUUUCGGCCGAAAAGUCAUCAAGUCGUUUUCGUUAUACAUAUAUUCCGUUUGGUACAGGCCUCAGGGAUUGCAUGGGUGAAUAUACUAAUAUAAACUAUUUAUUUUGAGAA
This is a messenger RNA of Wasmannia auropunctata (little fire ant), 639 nucleotides long. RefSeq names its product cytochrome P450 3A19-like. The annotation marks the transcript as partial. The transcript is spliced from 4 exons. Lineage: Eukaryota; Metazoa; Arthropoda; Insecta; Hymenoptera; Formicidae. The record is from RefSeq and is a predicted model, not a curated record. Gene Ontology annotation, molecular function: oxidoreductase activity, acting on paired donors, with incorporation or reduction of molecular oxygen; monooxygenase activity; iron ion binding.